AUGAAAAUGGAUUUAAAUGCCAUCAUAGAAAAAAUGGAAACUGGCGACCAGGAUGCCGCACUCGUAGCCCUGCAGACAUAUAAUAAGGAGAAGAGCCAGUGCUUCACAUUCGAAAACAAUGAAGAAGAGGGCAGACAGGAUGACAAUUUACAAGAGCGCCUGGCAGAGCUGGUGCUGAGCUACCUGGAGCGCGACCUGCAGCCGGCCUGCCAGCUGGCCUGCCUGGAGACCAUCCGCAUCCUGUCCCGCGACAAGAGCUGCCUGGGGCCCUUCAGCAGCCGCUCCGCCCUGGAGACCCUGGCCCAGCACGCUGGCCUCCUCACGUCGGCCGGGCCGGAUGACACCAACAGCAGCCCCGACCUGGACCGCGUCGUGGAGGCCCUGAAGUGCCUGUGCAACAUGAUCCUGAACAGCUCGGCGGCGCAGGAGCAAGGGGCCGAGAUGCAGCUGAUCGUGGGGCUGGCCGAGCGGGCCAAGCAGUGCCGCGAGCCCCAGUGGAACCACGAGGUGCGCUUCUUCGACUUCCGCUUGACCUUCAUGCUGACAGCUCUGCGUCUGGACGUACGGAGCCAGCUGCAGCACGAUCUGCGGGGCGUGAACCUGCUGACCGAGGCUCUGGACGCCGUGCUGGAAGUGUGCUGGCCCGACACGCACGAGGUGGCCCGCGACGGGGUGGCCGACGGCCAACAGGCACCGCCAUUCGGACGCGCCCAGACCGAGGUCGCCAUGGAGAUCCUGAAGAUCCUCUUCAACAUCACCUUCGACACCAACCACCGGCAGGUUGAUGAGGAGGAGGCGGCCAUGUACAGACACCUGGGGGCCAUCUUGAGACACUGCCUGAUGAGCACCGCAGACUGUGAAGACCGCACAGAGGAGCUGCACAGCCACACCUGUAACCUGCUGGGUAACCUGCCUCUGCCCUGCCUGGAUGUGCUGAUACUGCCCAAGGUGCAGCCGGACUCCAUUGAGUACAUGGGGGUCAACAUGGACGCAGUCAGCAUGCUGCUGGAGCUCAUGGAGACCAGACUGGACAGGGGAAAGAAGCUGAAGGAGACCCUGCUUCCCUCCCUGAACCUCCUGACGGAGAGCUCCCGCAUCCACAGACAGACUAGGAAGUUCCUGAGGUCAAAGAUCCUGCCCCCUUUGAGGGAUGUGACCAACCUGCCAGAGGUGGGCAACACCGUGCGUAACAAGCUGGUCCGUCUGAUGACACACAUCGACACGGACGUCAAGCACUGCGCUGCAGAGUUCCUCUUCGUGUUGUGCAAAGAAAGCGUGUCCCGCUUCAUCAAGUAUACGGGCUAUGGGAAUGCGGCUGGUCUACUGGCAAUGCGCGGUCUGAUGCAGGGGGUCGGGAGUGCAAGACCAGGACACUACUCUGAGGACGAGGACAGCGAGACGGAGGAGUACAAAGAGGCCAAAGACCAGAUUAACCCUGUAACAGGCAGGGUGGAGGCGGAGGCUCCCAACCCAAUGGAGGGCAUGACUGACGAGCAGAAGGAACGGGAGGCCAUGAAGCUAGUCAGCAUGUUCGACAAACUCUCCAGGGCAAAUAUGAUCCAACCCGUAGCAUUGGGGCCAGAUGGACAGAUGAACCAAAUAAACGCAGAGGACUUGAAACGACUGGCCCAACAAGCGCAAAUCCAGCAGCAGCAGCAGCAGCAGCAGCAGCAGGACAGUGACUCGGAUGUGGACGAGGAGCAGUAAUGUCAGAGCUUUGGUAGCGCUUCAUUGAGCACAGUUACAUGCAGGGGAACAGCAUUCUGAUUAUUGAAUAUUGGCAGUAUUGUGUUAUUAAAAAGUUACACACUAUUUCUUUUACAUGUGUGAAAGAGCACUAUGUUACCGGAAUAUCCCUGGACUAUGGCAACAUUCAGCAUUAAUAAAGAGUUUACAUGGCUCAUCUGCAAACUGAAUACUGCCAAUAGGCUUAUUCUGUUUAAAAUCAGAAUAUUCCCUGCAUAACUGCGCUCAUUGUAACAAGCUGAUGGAGUAAGGAAACAGAAAGAGAAAGGCUACACCAGAGGAAGAGAAAAUGGGGUUAUACAAGAAAGAUAGCUUAGUGAGUGACUUGCCUGAAUUUGCUAAGGAGCACAAUGGCAAACCUUCUCAAAAGAGAGCACUGUUUCUUUGUUUGCUAGAAAGAUAAAGUCAAAAACCUAUUCUUCUAUUAGUAGAUUAGGGGUCACUCUAGAAUCAACUUAUCCAGGCAAGUCCCUAAAGCACCAAACCAGGAGUCAGACUCAGCAGUGUCCAGUCGUCACCCACAACACAAAUUACACUUGACACUUAAUAAUCAUACUGACAUCCCCAAGGACUGGGACUAAUAAGAAAUUAGUAAGAAAUAUUACUAAUGACGUGUGCAUUUGUGCGUUUGUGCAUGUGCGUGUGUGCGUGUGUGUGUGUGUG
This is a messenger RNA of Engraulis encrasicolus (European anchovy), 2409 nucleotides long. RefSeq names its product RIC8 guanine nucleotide exchange factor A (gene ric8a). Gene Ontology annotation, molecular function: G-protein alpha-subunit binding; guanyl-nucleotide exchange factor activity. The transcript is spliced from 13 exons. Gene Ontology annotation, cellular component: plasma membrane; cytoplasm. The record is from RefSeq and is a predicted model, not a curated record. Bases 1 to 1707 code for a protein of 568 amino acids. Lineage: Eukaryota; Metazoa; Chordata; Actinopteri; Clupeiformes; Engraulidae. Gene Ontology annotation, biological process: G protein-coupled receptor signaling pathway.